CACAAUGCUAUUGGCUGGCCAGUAGGCUGGCUCAAUCAUCACCCGCGGAAGUUUGUAUUGAGAGAAUCUGAGAGCUGUCAGUUAUUUUUUAAAAAUACGAUUUUUUCCGGCACGAAUUUUGUCGUUUUGCGUGUUGCCUCGAGAACGAAGACGAAAAGACAAAGAGAUAAUUACUUUUAAAGGAUGAAUUUAGCAUCGAGUACAUGAAGCCUGCACGAAGCGCUAGCACCUUACUGCUAAUAGUAUUGUGUAGCUUGUUGUUAAUUUAAUAAUAAAAAAAUUAUCGCUCGUCAAUUUCAUAACCCGCCUAGGAAAGGAUCACAAAACUAUUUAAGCUGCAAUUUAGCAGCUGGCUUGCUUUUAUUAUAAGGUUAGUGUCAGCAUUGUUAUGUAUUGUUUUGAUUAGCAUGCUAAUCUAGUUUGCAGCGCGAGCUAGCAUUUAUCAUUCUGGAUUUACAUCAAAUCAACAUCACGCUUCAUACAUCAUAAUUAUAGUGUAAUUUUCUGUCAUCUUCACGCGGCAAGGACUGUACCAAAACAGAGGUUCAUCAUGCUGGGAGAUUGUGGCAUGAAAGAGUGGGAGAGACGAGCGCUCAGGAAGAACUCUGUUACAAUUCUGCAGGAUUUAGUGGUGGAUGAUCUGCUGAUCCAGUGUCUGCAACAAGAUGGAAUCCUUACAGAAAACAUGUCUGAAACCAUUAUGGCUAAACCGACAUCCCAGGGAAAGAGUCGUCAUUUGUUGUUUCUUUUGCCUAAACGUGGCCCUCAAGCAUUCAGCAGCUUCUGUGGUGCUCUUACGGCAACAGAGCAACAGCAUCUCUGCAGACUGCUCAUGGACUUCACUGAGAAAGACAAAAGCUUUUCAGAGCCAUUGCUGUCCUUUCCAACUCAGGAAUGUGUAAUACCUGCGAAAAGAGCCCGGACUCAUGGGUCCAUGGAGAUGUGUUUGGAUGCCGACUCUCCCGUGACCACAGCUGUUCUUCCCUGCACGCCGGAUUUUUACCAGUCCCAUAGAUCACAGGCUUACCCGAUGCGCUCCUGCCCACGAGGACUGGCCUUGGUACUGAGUAACAUGAGGUUUGAUUCAGCUAACAAUGAGUUAGAUGUCCGAAGGGGAGGAGAGGUGGAUGAAGAGACGCUGAGAAGACUUUUCAUGGAACUGGAUUUCACAGUCAGCCUCCACAAAGACCUAACAGCAGAGGCAAUGCGUAGUUGCCUAGAGCAGUUUGCCCAGCGGCGGGAACAUGCACAGUAUGACUGCACUAUUGUGUGUUUACUGUCACAUGGAGUUGAGGGAUCUGUCUAUGGCACUGAUGGACAGCUGCUGGAGUUGGACUGGGUGUUUGAGGUAUUUGAUAAUGCCCGCUGCCCUCUGCUCCAGAAUAAGCCAAAGAUGUUCUUCAUUCAGGCUUGUCGAGGAGAGGAGAUGGACAAUGGUGUGGACCAGUUGGAUGGUCAGGAACGGACUCAGUCUCCAGGCUGUGAACAGGGGGAUGCUGGCAGAGAGGGGGAAAGAGAUGACAAACAGAGGGAGGAGAAUGACAGGGAGAGACUGAGAGUCAAACUGCCCCAGAGAUCCGACAUGAUCUGUGGCUUUGCCACCCUCAAAGGUUUCAGCACUGCUGCAAUGAGAAACACCAAGAAAGGGUCUUGGUUCAUUCAGGAACUGAAUAGCGCAAUCCGACAGAGGGCCAACAACACACACCUGGCAGACAUUCUUGUGCAGGUAAACAGUCGAAUUAAAAGCAGAGAGGGAUACGCACCCGGUUCAGCCCAUCAUCGCUGUAAAGAGAUGUCAGAGUUCACCAGUUCCCUUUGUAAAGACCUCUACCUUUUCCCUAAGUACUACCCCAACAACUAGACACACGCACACACACAC
Carassius carassius (crucian carp) is the source of this 1879-nucleotide messenger RNA. RefSeq names its product caspase 2, apoptosis-related cysteine peptidase (gene casp2). Lineage: Eukaryota; Metazoa; Chordata; Actinopteri; Cypriniformes; Cyprinidae. Gene Ontology annotation, molecular function: cysteine-type endopeptidase activity. The record is from RefSeq and is a predicted model, not a curated record. The transcript is spliced from 11 exons. The coding region runs from base 551 to 1861 and encodes 436 amino acids. Gene Ontology annotation, biological process: proteolysis; regulation of apoptotic process.